AUAUGUUUAACAUCGAAUUCGAUUAAGAUGUUGAAUUGAGAGCAGUAUAGAAUGAAGAUUUUGAAUAAUAAUACCUUGAACAUUGUCUGAGAGAAUAUAGAAAAGAGCCUGCUCUAACAAUCCCAUAAAUAAGUAGAACCUUAAGCUAAAAAACAAUUGAAGCUGAAUGUCUUAAUAAAAUACCAGAGACACCUUUUGAUGAAAAUCUUAUUCUUACCUAAGCACAAAAUUCUCAUAUUUUUGGUCGGUAAUCUCUAAAUUAGAAUGAAAGAAGAGGAAGUCUUCCUAAUGCUGGAACAAGUCUGAUGUGUAGUUUUUAUAUUAGGAGAUUCAUAGAAAAAAUAUCUUAGAGCAGGAAAAACCUUUUGAAUAUGAAUGAAAUUCAUUUCCAUCUUAUUGAAGAUAAAGCAGCUGAUAGGCAAAAUUUAUUCAAUCAUUAAAGUUAGAGCAAACGAUAAGGUUUUAGUCUAAGUAAAAUGAAGACAUUAUUGAGAAAAGAAACAGUGAUCAAUAAAAUAAGUAUUUGGGAAGAAAUAAAGGAAUAAAUAAGAAAAAUUUAGAAUUAGUUUUUGAAUUAGAUGACAUCAAUAGUAAAGAAAAUUCCAAUAAUUUAACCUGAAUCUCGUUUAAAAAUGAUAUGGGACCUUGUUGCAUCAUUUUUUAGAAUUCUCUUAGUAAUUUUAGUGCCUUUAGAGAUAGCAUUUUAACCUUGUAUCUUAUUCACAGACUUUAUUGUUCUUACAGCAGUGAUUUUAUUGAUAUUAUAAGUCGAUUUCUUGAUAAGAAUAAACACACUCUCAUAUAGAAAUGGAGCAGCUAUAUAAAAUCGAUGGGAAUUAUUAAUAUAUCAAUUUAAGAAGGAGUUUUUGACAGACUUUUCUACUUCAUUUCUUUUAAUAAUCUUUAUAAUAAUGCCAGAAAUGGAUAAUAAUGUUAAUCUGUUUUUAUUACUGACUUUGGCAUAGUAUAGAUAUAUUUAAGAAACAUUUGCAAAAAGUGAUUAAAUAUCUUAUUUAACAAGACCAAUAAGAGGAAUCAUAGGUUUAGUUAAACUAGUUCUAACACUUUUAUUUAUACUGCAUUUAUUUAGUUGUAUUUGGUUUUGGUUUAGUAAGAUAAGUUUUGAAGAUUCUUGGAUCAAAUUUAAUGGAUUAGAUCUAAAAUCUUGGAAAUUAUAAUAUUUGGAAGCAUUGUAUUUUGCAGUUGUAACAAUGCUUACAAUAGGAUAUGGAGAUAAUGUUCCAAAGAAUUCAAUAGAGAAAAUUAUAACUAUUAUUUUUAUUCUAUGGGCUUGUAAUAAAAUAAAUUAUUUUAGGUUUAUGGUUCUCAUAUAGUAUCAAUUUUAUAGGAGGUAUUAUUAAUGAUAUUACUUAAAAUCAGGUUGAGAGAAAUAGAAAAAUGAGAGUCAUUAACAAGUACAUGGAUCAAAGAAAGAUUCCUUUCAAUUUGAAACACAAGUAAGAAAAAAAUUAAAUAAUAAAAAUAGAAUUAAAGAAUACUUGACUUUUCGAUGGAAAGAAGAUGAUGAAGUAGAUCUAGAUAUAGAAUAAGCUUUACUUGAAUAAUUAUCUGAUGAAUUGAAAGAAGAAUUAGAUAAAGAAGCUCACAAGAUCUUCAUUAAAAAAUCAGCUCUUCUUUAACGUUUCAGUGAUGAACUAAAAGAUGCAUUAUCAAAGUCAAUCAAAAGAAAAAUUAUACCUCCCUAAAAUACAUUUUCGAUUGAAUUUGAUGAUUAAUAACAUUUAUGUUUUGUAGAACAAGGGGUUCUACUUUAUUAACAUCUUGAUAGAAAAUAAAGAUCCAAGAUGAAUGCUACAAUUAAACAAGGGCAAUUUUUCUGCGUGUAAGAUUUCAUUAUUUAAAAUCCUUAAAAAGAUUACUUUAAAUCAAAUGGUUAUGUUAGUUUAUUGAUUUUGUCAAAAUUAGAUUUUAUGAUUACUAUUAAAAAUUAUCCCGAAGAUUUCUAAAAAUAUUGUGAAAUAAAAGAACUUAUGACUUUAAGUCUAAAACCUCCAUAAUUAGAAAAUGGAGUAUUUUGUCCAGCUUGUCUAUGUUUUAAUCAUUCUUUGACAAAAUGUCCCUAAAUUUAAUAUAUCCCAGACAAGGAAGCUAUUUUAAAGAAAUAUUUAUUACCUUAAAUUUAAGAAAGAAGAAGUUAUUAAAGAGAUCUUACAAAAAGAUUCAAUAAUGAUUAAAUUAUCAGUAGAUCAAGAUUAGAUAAAGAUUUAAUUUAACAAUUUGCUUAUGUUUUUUAAAAUGAAAAUCAUUAAUUAAUAUAGGAAUAACAAAAAGUUUAAUUAGCUUUUGAGUAAGAUUCGAUUAGCUCAAAUGGAGAUCCUACUCCUUGCAAUAAGAUUUAAAUUGAUGGAUUUUAAGCAGCUGUUUAAAAAUCAAAAAGACUUAUAAAUGAUCCUCCAAUACAAUUAUCUUCUAAUGCUAAGUUUUAGGAUACAAAAUAAAGUCUUCAUCAAGCAUUGUAAAAUAGAAAGUAAUCUAUUUUUAAUUUAAAUAUUCCUACAAAUUUUGGUAAAAGCCCAAAAAGUCUAUUAAUUCCUAAAGAGGAUGUUAUUAAAGAAAAUGAGGAAAGUGAAGAGAAUGAGGAAAGUAGCAAUAGUUUUAAUGAAAGUAAGAGUAUUAGUGAGAAACAGAAAAGAAAGAAAUAAUUUAGUGUUUCUGAUUUUAAUGAGAAUAUGUAGGAAAAUAUUAUUAAUUUGUACCAUUAACUAUAAAGAGAAUUAGAAUUGAAUGAAAAUGAUAAAACUAUCUAAAAAGCCUAUAUUUAAAUCGAACCUAUCUAUUGGUCAUUUCAUUAAUAAAGCCUAUCUGAAUUUGAAUUACUGACAACAUAUGAUUACUUUUUUAAAAGCUAAAAUUAUAACGAAGUAAUCAGUUAGGCUGAAAAAAACACUUUUUUAUGGUAAUCUCAAUUCAUCAAUAAAUUAUAAAGAUAUAUGUUUUAUCCAUUUCUCUUUAUUCAGAAAUACAUGAGUAAAAAGAGAAAUUCUAAAAAUACUGAAAAAAUUAAGAGAGACACUUAGAAUAGAUUAAAUAGUCGUUUAAAAACUUUAAAAAAUAGUCUUAAAUUAAAAAAAAAAUAGUCAGUUUUAAUAAAGCCAAUCUAGAAAUUUGGAUAGGUAGCCCCAGAACUUUGA
Messenger RNA from Paramecium sonneborni, 3152 nucleotides. Lineage: Eukaryota; Ciliophora; Oligohymenophorea; Peniculida; Parameciidae. The record is from the annotation of a GenBank genome assembly.